UCGAAGAGAUCGAGAAAAAUUGUGGAAAAAAAAAAAAAAAAAAAAAAACGAAGCUCACCGGCCGAGAGAUGUCGCAGAAGCGGCAGCCGGAGGAGGGCGGCGAUGGCGGCGCCUCCGAUGAGAAGAAGCGGCCUAGAGUUCCCGCUCUCCAUGGGGUGGUGAUUGAGGCGUUGAAGAUGGACGCGCUUCAGAAGCUUCUUGCUGCUCUUGAGCCCUUGGUGAGAAGAGUGGUGAAAGAAGAGGUUGAAUUAGCAUUGGCAAAACAUUUGUCUUGCAUAAAAAGACAGUGUGGAAAACAGGUGUACCCGUCUGCUUCCGGAAGCCUUCAACUACAGUUCAUGAGCAAGCUCUCUCUUCCAAUAUUCACCGGAUCGAAAAUUGAAGGGGAGGAUUGCAAUGUCGUAAACAUAGCUCUAGUUGAUGGAUUGACUGGGCAAGUUGUCAUGUCAGGUCCUGAGUCCUCAUUGAAAGUUGAAAUAGUAGUUUUGGAGGGAGAUUUUGAAGGUGAUGAAGAAGACAACUGGACAUAUGAGGACUUCAGAAAUAAUAUUGUUAGAGAAAGGGAAGGAAAGCGCUCACUUCUUACAGGAGAUGUGUAUCUAGAACUGACAGAAGGAAUUGGAGUACUAGGUGAGCUUUCAUUUACAGAUAACUCUAGUUGGACAAGAAGUCGGAAAUUCAGGCUUGGGGCAAGUAUUGUGGAUGGUUGCUAUAAUGGAACGAGAAUAAAGGAAGCCAAGACUGAGCCAUUCAUGGUUAAGGAUCAUCGUGGAGAAUUAUAUAAGAAGCACUAUCCCCCUGCCCUGAUGGAUGAAGUCUGGCGCCUAGAGAAGAUUGGUAAAGAUGGCGCCUUUCAUAAGCGUCUGAGCAUUGAGAACAUCAACACCGUGAAAGAUUUUUUAACUCUACUGUAUACUGACGCUACAAGGCUCCGAAAUAUAUUAGGCAGUGGCAUGUCAGCCAAGAUGUGGGAAGUCACGGUGGAUCAUGCCCGCACCUGCACACUUGGUAGCCAGAUUCAUUUAUACUAUGCUAAUGGUCAAGGCAAAAAUGGAGUUGUAUUUAACGUUGUGGGUCAAGUCCUUGGUAUCCAAUCUGAAAAGCAAUAUAUUUCAGUGAACAAUCUUUCAGAUGAACAGAAGGCAGACGCACUUCUCCUCGUCAAAGCUGCCUUUGAGCAUUGGAAUGAUGUAUUAGCCUUUGACAUGGGAACUUAUGUUGGCAGUUCUUCUAAUGUGCCACCUCAUUUAUUUCCCACCGGCUCUCAAGUCUCAUCGGACAUUUUCAACAAUUUCUCAGUGAGAGCGGACAGUUAUAAUCUACUAAACUCCAGUGUCUCAUCGUCAGAGACCAUUGGUGGUACAAGGGAACUGGAUGCCUUCGUCUUACCAUCUGUGGGAAGUAUGGGUUUUAAAUUUGACACUGAUAAUCAUAGCCUUAUUAGCAGUGAUGUCUUUACGAAUGCAAGCAGAGAAAUACAAAGGAUUUCCAAUUCCGUACUAUUUGACGAGUGUGGUAACCAAGCUUACUUCGGGGAAGAUACAUUGCAAUACCUGAAUCCUGAAAUCUCAUUGCUUUCUCAGGGCUUUGUUGCAGAUUCUCCGGCUGACCUGGGAACUGCAGUCACCAGUUUCCUUGCUAGGUCCCGGUCAACUGCUCGAGGUAAGGCGUAUGUGGGAUGGAAAACAUUGAUAUCAGUGUUACAAUGGAGAUUCUCUAUAAAGAGAAUAGUUGCUUUGAAAAAGAGAAGGGUGCGCGAGAAGUAGAGAUGUGGUUGAAGGAAUAUAGGGCUUAAGUAAUUAAGAUAUGUUUGAAUAAAAUAUCGGUAAGUGUUUUGCAUAUAUAUGCCUGUGUCUGAUUGGGUAGCACAACAAACACCGCCGACUUUUUAAUUGGUGUAAAUAUGCAUCUUUUGAUGUUUAUUGCUUCACAGUUUUGGUAGAAGUUUCAAAUGUAUAUUGCAAAGCAUUUUGUAUAGAAUCAAUAGGUCAAAAAAGUUGCUGGGAAAUUUCUUCCUGCACUGACCUUAUGAUAUAUAGCAUGAAUGCAAGUUAUUUCUUGAUUGUAAUUUUGCUUGUUGGGAGGCAGUUAGUUGCCUAAUGCGAAACCAGCGAAUAAAAUAAAGUUGAAUUAUUUUUUUAAAAAUAUAUAAUACAAGGAGCAAUGAGAAGAUA
This is a messenger RNA of Dioscorea cayenensis subsp. rotundata (Guinea yam), 2174 nucleotides long. Its product is annotated as calmodulin-binding protein 60 B-like. The coding region runs from base 69 to 1766 and encodes 565 amino acids. The record is from RefSeq and is a predicted model, not a curated record. The transcript is spliced from 7 exons. Gene Ontology annotation, biological process: regulation of salicylic acid biosynthetic process. NCBI's taxonomy places the organism in Eukaryota, Viridiplantae, Streptophyta, Magnoliopsida, Dioscoreales, Dioscoreaceae. Gene Ontology annotation, cellular component: nucleus. Gene Ontology annotation, molecular function: DNA-binding transcription factor activity; sequence-specific DNA binding; calmodulin binding.